AUGUCGACGAUACUACCAACAGCGACCAACGGUACCAAUGCAACAAAUGGAACAUCUUCCCUCACAGCAAAUCCUUUACCGAUUGCGCCACCGAUGACUCCAGCCUUGGCCAUUGGAGGCGUUCUACUGAUCAUCGCAGGGCUAGCUUUAUGUUUCGUCGGGAUCAAACACAAUGCCGUUCAAAUCUUCAUCAGCACCACGCUCCUCUUGACUUUGGCCAUUGAGGUCCUUAUCAUCUACGUCAUGAACCCUCCAAUCACGGACGCAGUCCAAGGCGCCUACCUCGUGGCCGGCGUGAUCCCGGGUCUGAUCGGAGGUGGCGUGGCGAUCAUUUUCAAGGAAAUGUCCGAGGGUGCGGGAUGUUUCCUCGGAGGGUUCUGCUUCGCCAUGUGGCUGUUGUGUCUCGCUCCUGGCGGGUUGAUCGCUGACAAAGUCGGCCGGAUUGUCUUGCUGCUCGUCUUUGCGGUGGUGGCCUGGAUCACCAACUGGAGCCGUUAUACGCGCAGCUAUGGAAUUAUCGUGUGCACCGCUUUUGCUGGAUCGUCUGCGUUCAUACUGGGCGUGGACUGCUUGAGUCGUGUCGGUCUGAAAGAGUUCUGGAUGUAUAUUUGGGAUCUCAAUCCGAAUGUUUUCCCACUCGACACAGAUACCUACCCAAUCACACGCAACAUACAAGCAGAACAAGCU
Molecule: messenger RNA, 687 nt
Organism: Dissoconium aciculare CBS 342.82
Lineage: Eukaryota; Fungi; Ascomycota; Dothideomycetes; Mycosphaerellales; Dissoconiaceae
Exons: 2
Source: RefSeq, a predicted model, not a curated record